Molecule: messenger RNA, 372 nt
Organism: Acytostelium subglobosum LB1
Lineage: Eukaryota; Evosea; Eumycetozoa; Acytosteliales; Acytosteliaceae
Exons: 1
Molecular function (GO): actin binding
Source: RefSeq, a predicted model, not a curated record
UACAUAAUGAGUAAAUCAAUUAUAAAGGAAUUCCUUGGAAAUGAAUUGUUUGCCAAUGUGUUGGUAGUUGGUUUGGAUGGCAAGUUGGUAGCGUACAACAAGUUGCCAGAGCCUGGCGAGGUCGAGACAAUGUUGAACAAUUAUAAGAAGCAAAAGAAGUUCGAGUCGAUCAAGUUGAUGGGCGAGAACUACAACAUCUACGUCAAGGACAAGUCCAAGGUGUUUGGACACAGCGAUACCAAAGGAUGUAUCGUAGUGCGAGCAAACAAAGUAUUCAUCGUCGGCAUAUUCCCCAAGAAGCAGGAUGUCAGUCCGCGUCUAUCCUGUCUGGAUCACUACAGUCAACUGUUUGACAGCCAAAUCGAGCCAAUC